AACACGCGCCGGCGAACCUCGACAGAUAAUAUGUUUAAUUUUAUCAUCUUUAAAUACCAACAGAUAGAGAUCAAACACAAUCGGAAAGUGUUGUAUUUAUUUUCUAAUAUUGUUAAAAACACAAACACGCUGAGAUAAGAUCAGAUGCGCGAUUAGGUUGAGCCGCUCGGCACAUCCGGUGAGAAACGGACAAACGCGGGAGCGAAGCGCGACAAUACAAAUUCACUCCCCAGCGUAAAAACACGACUAAAUCGCGAUUUUUAUGAAUAAAAUCGCUUUGGGGGUUAUCAUAUGAACUCGAAAUGACGGAGCUACUUUUCAACAAGAGGUUACAGGUGUUCGUGAAGAAUAGAGACACCGACGAGAGGCGUUCAGUCAUUCGUAUCAGUAUUGAACUGCUGCCAUCAUCGAGUCCUGUUCAUAGAAAGGAUUUGGUUGUGCGGUUGACAGAUGAUACUGAUCUUUACUUUUUAUACAACCUUGUCAUAUCAGAGGAAGAUUUUCAGAGUUUAAAGGUACAACAAGGGCUUUUAAUAGACUUCACAUCGUUCCCACAAAAAUUUAUCGACUUGCUUGAGCAGUGCAUCUCUGAGCAGGACAGAGAAAGCCCUCGGUUUCUCUUGCAGUUCACGUCGGCUUCAUCAGCGUUCGAUCACAGUCCUUCAAACCUUAACAUUGUGGAGACGAACGCUUUUAAGCACCUCACGCACCUCUCUCUGAAACUGCUGCCGGGAUCUGAUGCGGAUAUCAAGAAGUAUCUGGCCACAUGUCUGUCCACCGUAAAGGAGGAAAAGCAGCAGUUGGACCAGAAGCUGAGAAAGACUGAGGAAGAUCUGACACGACAGCUAAAUUAUGCACAGCAAACGCUGUCUGAGAAAAGUCGAGAGUUGGACAAACUGCGAUCUGAAUGGACGUCACAGACGACCUCUCUGUCCAGCAGACACAUGCACGAUCUCUCAGCUGAGCGUGAAAAAGCUCUUGAGACACAAGCCCGUCUGCAGCAGCAGAACGAACAGCUGCGUCAGGAACUUGAGUCGUCUCAUCACAGAAGCACCCAGCAGCUCCAAACCAAAGUCUCUGAACUAGACACGGCCAACAGAGAGCUCAUGGACAAGAAAUACAAGAGCGACUCCACCAUUCGAGAUCUUAAAGCCAAACUGGCCAGCCUGGAAGAGGAGUGUCAGAGGUCCAAGCAGCAGGUUCUGUCACUGAGGAGAGAGAACAGCACCCUGGACAUCGAAUGCCACGAGAAAGAGCGUCUGGUCAACCAGCUGCAGACGCGAGUGGCAGUCUUAGAGCAGGAGAUCAAAGAUAAAGAGCAGCUCGUGCUGCGAACCAGAGAGGUGCUGGAGGCCACACAGCAGCAGAAGAACUCUGUGGAAGGAAAUGUUGAAAGCAAGCAAGUUCAGGUCAGCAAGCUGGAGGCCACGGUUAAAUCCCUGUCGGAGGAGCUCAUCAAGGCGAACGGCAUCAUCAAGAAGCUCCAGGGGGAUCUGAAGGCGCUGGUGGGGAAGAUCAAGGUGAAGAACACCGUGACCGUGUCUCAGGAAAAGAUCCUGCAGGAAACUACGGAGAAACUGCAGCGGGAGCAGCGAGAGCUGCAGGACGCCCAACAACGACUCCGACAGAGAGAGGAAGAGGUUACCAAAUUAAAAGAACAAUUAGAUGCGACAGUUCAGAAACUGGACGAGAGCAGGGAAGUGUUAAAAACCAAUGAGAACGUGAUAACUUGGCUGAACAAGCAACUGAAUGAGAACCAGCUCUCUCGGAAGCAGGAAACUUUAGGAAUGUUCGAGACUCCUGCCGCAGGUCUGAGAACAGGAAGUGUUCCUCACAGUAUGCUUGAUAGCAAAGGUUUCCCCUCGUCUUUGGGACAGGGUUACCCCAUCACCUCUACGAUAAACUCCAAAUAUCCUCUUCCUCUUUCCUGUGUGAGCUCAGGACCUCGCUCUGUCCUGUCAGCACACAAUCAGACGUCUGGACCAAAGGUCCAGUUUAACCCCAUGAGUGCCAAACCUUCAGCAGCAGAUGUGAGUCCCACUGCACUUUCCCAGCCCUCCAAUAAAGAGAACGGAGAACCUGUUGGGCUGGACUCCAAGUACUUUGAGAGACGAGAUGACAGCAUUCCUCUCCGCGGCCUUCUACCCAGCAUGCAUCUAAACCGAGAAGUUCCUAAGCCUUUGAACACGGCUGGAGCAAGGCCAGCAGCGUCCACAGCUUCUGCGUAUUUCCCAGGAUGACGAGCAACAGUUUAGAUGCACUUCUAUUCAUCACUACGUUGUCACUACUGUCAAGAUGGGAAUUCAUUGUAAAGCGUCCGUGAAGAUGAUAUUCAUGUUUGUUUAAAAUGUCUUUAAUAAUUUAUUAAAACAUUUAUUUUUAAACCCAUUUCUCAACGUGUUUACUAUGGAAGCCAGUUAUUGCCACAGAAUAAAAAAUAAAAAAGCCGGGUGGAAAAAUUGUUUUAUAUCUUGCUGUUAUGACUUUUUUUUUUUUUAAGCCGUGAAAACAAGGUCUAAAUUGUCAGAAUCUUUUUUUUUUUUUUUUUUUUUUUUUUUUUUUGUGGCGGCAACAGGCUUUUUUUUCUUUCACAGUUCUGACUUUUAACUUGCAAUUCUGAGAAGUCCAAAUUGUGAAAUUUAAACUUGUGAUGUAUAAAGUCGGUUACAUUAUUAUUUUACAUUCCAUAGUGGAAGCAAACAACAGAAUUGUGAAAUGUAAACUCAGAAUCACAAGGGGGGGAAAAAAGUCAAAAUUAUGAACUAUAAAGUUAAAUUUUUUAAUCCUUUAUUCUGUGGUUUAACAGAUUUCCAUAGUUUACAAAGAGUUUCCUUGAUUGUUUGAGACUUUGGCAUUAACAUAGGACUAAUUUAUCAAUAAUAAUGGUGCUAAGUUUUGGUCCUUCGAGUAUGUGGUGCCUAUAAAAUGUCUUUUCAACGUCUUAAACUUGAUUGUGCCAUACAAGAACGGUCUCUGAAUGAAUGAACUUUUCCUAAACUCUCAGAGAGCUGCCCUUUCAUAUUCUCAAAUAGUGCUAUUGGUGUAAUUGGGAAUUUUAUUUAAGGCUAAUAUAAGGAUUCGAGUUCUUGAUUGAUAUGAAUGGCAGUGUGUGGUUUGCUGUGUAAAACUGUAUAUAAUUAAUUGUGUGUACAUUUAUAUUUUUGUAUUUAUGGUUUACUAUAGUAAACUUUGUAAUCUGUUUA
Molecule: messenger RNA, 3203 nt
Organism: Cyprinus carpio (common carp)
Lineage: Eukaryota; Metazoa; Chordata; Actinopteri; Cypriniformes; Cyprinidae
Product: spindle assembly abnormal protein 6 homolog
Biological process (GO): centriole replication
Cellular component (GO): centriole; centrosome
Source: RefSeq, a predicted model, not a curated record